Molecule: messenger RNA, 5647 nt
Organism: Rubroshorea leprosula
Lineage: Eukaryota; Viridiplantae; Streptophyta; Magnoliopsida; Malvales; Dipterocarpaceae
Source: the annotation of a GenBank genome assembly
ACUAUUAUAUUUUGUUUUAUUAGAUAAAAAAUUCAAAGCUAUUAAAGUUGAAUAAGAAAAAAAAUAUAUAGUUGAGCGACGAUGAGUGUCUGUGAAAAACUCUCCUUAUUUGAAACUUCUCCUUCUACUCAAGAAAUCGAUCUUUUGGAUCGGAGUACCAAGAAAAUCAAAGAUCCAGAAACAAAGGCUAUUGCAGAGCACUCACGAAGGGGGCCACUAAGUUCUGGUAUAAAAGAUGUGGCCAUGACUGCCCAGAGCACCGACGAAGCUCCUCAGGACACUUUAAUGGUGGAAUCACAAAAUCCAACAACAACAUUAGUGAAUCAAACACAAAAUUCCCUUUCCUACAAGGAUAAGCUCAUGGGGGAGGAAAACCCAGUUAUUCUCUCCUUUAAUACCAUACCCAGCUACAUGGAUGAAGAAUCUGAUAUUGAUGAUGACCCAGAGUAUGACGCCCCUAUCGUCUUAUUAUCAAAAGCGAAAAAACGGAGAAUCCGAGAACCUUGGAUGAACGCUAUCAUCAUCAAAGCCUUCCAUCCUAAACCCCUGGGCUACAAUUAUGUUUUUCCUAGAGUCCAAGCUCAAUGGAAACCAAAUGGUAAGUGGGACUUCAUUGAUCUUGGAUUUGACUUUUUUCUUGUUCGUUUUCAAGAUAAUGAGGAUCUGAGCAAAGUUAUCAUGGGAGGACCAUGGUUUAUUGGUCCUUAUUGCCUCACCAUGAGAAGAUGGGAACUUAACUUUGACCCGGAAGAGGCUAUUCGCACUACUACCACUACGGCAGUCUGGGCUAGACUUCUUAAUCUUUCAGCAGAUUACUAUGAUCUUACAACACUUCAGAAGAUUGGGAAUAAGAUAGGCCCCCUACUAAGGGUUGAUGACCAUACUGCACUUCAUACUAGAGGCCAAUACGCAAGGGUGUGUGUUCAAAUUGAUCUUGCACAACCUGUUACCGGGUAUGUUAGAAUUGGAAAGAAGAAACAGAGGGUUAGUUAUGAAGGUGUUAAUGCUCUGUGUUUCCAUUGUGGACGUAUGGGUCACAGAAAUAACCAAUGCCCACAACUUAAUACUACCUCUGAAAGUCCUAAAGAAGCUGCCAAUAUUGUAUCUCAAUCAACCCAGGCUCCUAGCUCUACAACUCUAGUUGCUAAGGCCAUGACCUCCUCUACCACCUUAAAUCCUAUUCUGCAGACACCUACAGCUGACCAAUCCUUUGUUGAGGAUAAUUAUGGCCCUUGGUUAUUGGUGGAGCAUCGCAAAACCAAGAGAAAACCUUUUCUGAAGGCGUCUACGCUAGAGAAGAUGUCGGUAAAUCCCAAAUCAAGAGAGACACAUGACUGGGCCGUUCCAACUCGUAGUACCGGUUCCAAAACUCAACGGGCCACCAACAGUUCCCUGUCAAAUCAUCUUAACGGUAAUGUAUCCAAUGCAUUAAAUGUUGCUCAGCCUUUGAAGCAAGGUCAAAAGAUUUACAAAGCCAAAGCCCCAAUAGAGGAUUCCUCUAAACUAGAACCCAAAACCCAACAAUGGGUUAGUAAAGCUCCUAGCAAGGCACAAGGCCCAUCUGAGGUUAUCACCAUACAAGAGCCCAAAACUAGUUUAAAGAUUGCUUCUAAUCCGAACCCGGGACCUGAUAUCCAAAGGCCCUUUAGCCCUUGUCUUGAUCAUAUUGCCGGCUCCUCAGAGUUAGGACAACCUACCCUUACCACCCCCAUCCUUUGUACCUCCACUAGCACCACUGGAAUCGACUCCCAAAUCUUAUUCCCACAAAACUCUACCUCUCCUUUGUUUAACCAUGGAUUUGUACCAAAUCCUGCCCCAAGAUUGGAAAACCCAAAUGUUUCUAGUAAAAGACCAGAUGACUGUUCGAAUGGAGACAACUGUGGAGUGGAUACUGGAUUACUCAUCACCCAGGGGGUCCAAAUGGUCUCUGGAUCAACUGUUCAUGGUGUGGCGAGCCCCCAUUCUCACAAACAUAGAGGAGACGUCACAAUGCUCGACGAGGAGUGGAGCCUUAUCAAGCCCUUACUAUUGACAAAUUAUGCUUACAAACACCACUUGAAGGUUGUCCAAUUACAAGGGAAAAUGGAAUGCAUUCAUCUAAUAUUGAAAGCUUUAUUGUCGAUAGAGACGCACACUGAGAGGGACUUCCAACUUCUUUUCUUACCAUAUCAUUUCCCCCUCGCCAGGUACCUGUCAUGGACAUUCCAGUCCUUACUGCCGGUGUUCAACCCGCUGAGAGCCCAGAUAGCAUUGGGACUAUCAAAUAAUCUUGACUGGAUUAUGAAAAUUAUCUCAUGGAAUUGCCGUGGGGCUCUGAAAGCAGGUUUUCGCAAAGGUGCUAUGGAUCUUAAAAGAAUUCAUAAUCCAGCUAUGCUACUUAUUCUAGAAACAAAAAUUUAUGGACAAAAUGCUCAAGAGGUAGCUGACUCUCUUGGUUUCCCAAAUUCUUGUGUUGUCAACUCAGAUGGUCUCACUGGAGGUUUAUGGCUCUUGUGGGAUGACUCUAGGCUUACGGUGGACAUUCUGUCAACCAGUAAUCAAGCAACACAUGCCGUUAUCCAGGUUAGUAAUAACCCUUUAUUUCCUUUUAAUUGGUUUUUCUCAUGUAUUUACGAUAGACCACAUUUUGAGAUUAGAAAUAUCUUAUGGCAAGAGCUAACUACCAUGGCUAAUGUCAUCCAAGGCCCUUGGAUGAUUAUCGGGGAUUUUAAUGACGUGGUUGAUCAAAGUGAGAAGUUUGGAGGCAAUGACAUUUCCCAAACUCGUGUUCGAGCUUAUCUUGAUUGCAUGAAUAACUGCAAUAUGGUGGAUCUGGGGCUUAUUGGGAAUCGUUUUACAUGGGUCAACAUGCAUUUCUCUAACCAGCUGAUUAAAGAAAGACUUGAUAGAGCUUGGGCCAAUCUUGAUUGGAAACUUAACUUUCCUGAAGCGUCCCUUUUUCACCUCCCCCGUACCCACUCCGAUCAUUGCCCUAUUUUACUUGACCUUAACCCCCUCUGUCCUCGCCCAGGGUGUCGUCCUCCCAAGCUUGAAAAAUUUUGGAUUGAGCAUCCAGAUUUCCAAGACAUCAACCAUAAAGUUUGGGUUGAUAAUAACCUCAAUACUACUAAAUGUUUAGAACUUACUAUGAAUCAAGCCAAAGCAUGGAGCCAAGCAACUUUUGGGAAUAUCUUCAAAAAGAAGAAGAAAGUCCUUAGUCGUAUCAAAGGUAUUCAAAUGUCUCCUGCUUAUAAUUUUUCUUCUUUUCUUUGGAGUCUAGAAAAGGAUCUCCUCCAAGAGUAUAAUGACAUUCUCAGUUGGGAGGCUGAUCUCUGGUUCUUGAAAUCUCGCGCCAAUUGGAUUACUGAUGGUGAUAGGAACACUAGGUUUUUCCAUGUGACCACUUUGAAGCAUCGAGUUCAGAAUAGGAUAUUUGGCUUGUUUAAUGACCAAGGCAACUGGAUUUCUGAUAGCAGUGGAAUAACAUCAAUUGCCAUUAAUUUCUUCUCAAAGCUAUUUACCACACCUUAUAGCCGCUCCUUUUUUGACUCAUAUCAUUCUAUUGAUCACCAAGCUCAAACUUCCCAUUGCCUUGAUUCCAUUAAAGGUUGCCCAAGUGAUAAGGAGAUUUGGGAUGCUGUCAAUUCUUUGAAAUCUUUUAAGGCUCCGGGCCCUGAUGGCACUCAUCCUUUCUUUUACAAACGCAUGUGGCCUCUGAUUGGGGGGAAAAUUAGUGCUGAAAUCAGAAAUAUCUUUCAGGAUAGGCACUUCCCCUCCAAAUGGAAUGAGUGCUCUCUUGUCCUUCUUGCUAAACUUAAAUCUUCUGAGCACAUUCACCAAUUCAGACCCAUAAGCUUAUGUAACACUGUUUAUAAGAUCAUAUCUAAGAUCUUGGUGCAUAGGAUCAAGCCCUGGAUGAAAAAGAUUAUCUCUCCAUGCCAAUCUAGUUUUAUCCCUGGCAGGCAAGGUACAGAUAAUGUUGUGAUUCUUCAAGAACUUGUUUACUCCUUUUCAAAAAAAUCUGGGAAAACAGGUGACAUAAUUUGUAGGCUAGAUCUUGAAAAAGCCUAUGAUAGGCUAGAGUGGGGCUUUAUUUAUGAGACCCUCUUAUUUUUUCAGUUCCCUCCUGAUAUUAUCAAACUUAUCAUGUCUGUCGUUAGUUCUACAUCAAUAUCCAUCCUCAUUAAUGGGGGCAAAACAAAAGAAUUUUGUCCAUCCCGAGGAAUUCGUCAAGGUGACCCACUUUCACCUUACAUCUUUAUUCUUUGUAUGGAGUACCUUUCCCUAAGAAUUUCUGCAGACAUGGAUGCUGGGGUUUGGAAGGGCACUAAAGUUAGGAGAAGUGGUCCCUUUCUUUCUCAUAUUUUUUUUGCUGAUGAUAUCAUCUUCAUUGGAAAGGCUACGAUAUCCAACUGUCUCCACCUACAAAAAGUUCUACAAUUCCUUUGUGAAAGGUCGGGCCAAAAGAUUAACAAUCUUAAAUCCAAGGUGCUUUUUUCUAAGAAUGUUGACCAAGCCACCAGAGACAAUCUUUGCUCCAUUCUUGGAUAUUCCCAAACUGAGGACUUGGGUAAAUACUUUGGCGUCCCUAUUUCAGCCAAAAAACUAAACCAUAGCAAUUGCCAAUUUAUUGUUGAUAGAGUCCGUAAUAAACUUUCUGGAUGGAAGUCCAAAUUUCUGUCUUUUGCAGGAAGAACAACACUUGCUAAGUCAAUUAUGGCAACUGUUCCAAACUACUAUAUGCAAUCUUCUCUGCUACCAGCCUCUAUUCACAAAGAAAUUGAUCAGAUUUCUCGUAAUUUUAUUUGGGGAUCAGAGAUUGAGCAAAAGAUGAUUCAUCUUGUUAAUUGGAACGUUGUUUCUAGCCCAAAACAAUUGGGUGGACUUGGCUUGAAAAGUGCUAGAGAAACUUAUCUUGUUGCCAUGUGCAAGCUAAAUUGGAGACUUCACCAGGAGAAGGAUAAAAUCUGGAGUGACAUGCUUAGAAGGAAAUAUACUAUUCAUGACUGUCAUACUAGGCCAACUAGUACCGGAUCUUCUAUUUGGAAAGCUAAAACUAAGGGCUAUGAUCUUUUCAGCCUUGGUUUGAAAUGGGUGCCUCUUACAAGAACCAAUAUCUCCUUUUGGACUGAUUGUUGGGUUACUGAGACACCCCUUGCCUCUAUUGUGUAUGGUCCCCACUAUCCAGACUUCAAAGCUAUCACCAUCUUGGACUUUUUUAGUGCUGGGAAUCAUGCCCCUGAUCUUAUAUCUUAUUCUCUCCCUGAUAAUAUCUUCAAUAGACUUAAAGCUAUUCCUCUUUCUAUUUUUAACAAUAGAGAGGAUUCCUUUGCUUGGAAGGGAACUGCCAAAGGUGAGUUCAGCUCGGCUUCUGCUUAUUACAUCCUUAAAACUCCUCCUAUUUCUACUAAUACUGAUUGGGAUUAGAUAUGGAAGCUACCAACCAUCCCAAAAAUCCAACACUUUUUUUUGGUUAUUGGCUCACCAGAGACUUAAAUGCUUUAGUUUCUUGCAUCAUUUAAAUAUUUCAACUACUGCUAAUUGUCCUCGCUGUCAUGUUGAUGAGACUGUGGAACAUCUUAUCCGGGUAUGUCCUUCAUCAACUGAUAUCCUUCAUGAGUUAUUUCCCAAUAUCUCAUCACAGCAGCAACAAAAGCUUGACUUUAUC